GGAAGAAUGGGAAAACGUUUUCUCUCUGCUGUCUGAUGCCACGGUUUUUUCUAGCUGGUAUCUGCAAUUUGGAAGGCGAUGGAACUCUCUCUAUCUGGAAGUCUGAAGGCUCCCGGACCUCCCUGCUCCUGGCCUUUGCCCUGCUCUGCCUGUCCUGGCUUCAAGAGGGCAGUGCCUUCCCAACCAUUCCCUUAUCCAGGCUUUUUGACAAUGCUAUGCUCCGCACCCAUCGCCUGGACCAGCUGGCAUUUGACACCUACCAGGAGUUUAACCGAGAGCUGCUCCGCAUCUCCGUGCUGCUCAUCCAGUCGUGGCUGGAGCCCGUGCGGUUCCUCAGGAGCGUCUUCGCCAACAGCCUGGUGUAUGGCGCCUCGGACAGCAACGUCUAUCACCACCUAAAGGACCUAGAGGAAGGCAUCCAAACGCUGAUGGGGAGGCUGGAAGAUAGCAGCCCCCGGACUGGGCAGACCCUCAAGCAGACCUACAGCAAGUUUGACACAAACUCGCACAACGAUGACGCACUGCUCAAGAACUACGGGCUGCUCUACUGCUUCAGGAAGGACAUGGACAAGGUCGAGACAUUCCUGCGCACUGUGCGGUGCCGCUCUGUGGAGGGCAGCUGUGGCUUCUAACUGCCCGGGUGGCAUCCCUGUGACCCCUCCCCAGUGCCUCUUCUGGUUCUGGAAGGUGCCACUCCAGUGCCCACCAGCCUUGUCCUAAUAAAAUUAAGUUGCAUCA
Messenger RNA from Symphalangus syndactylus (siamang), 738 nucleotides. RefSeq names its product somatotropin-like. NCBI's taxonomy places the organism in Eukaryota, Metazoa, Chordata, Mammalia, Primates, Hylobatidae. Gene Ontology annotation, cellular component: extracellular region. The record is from RefSeq and is a predicted model, not a curated record. Gene Ontology annotation, molecular function: growth hormone receptor binding; growth factor activity; hormone activity. Gene Ontology annotation, biological process: positive regulation of growth; animal organ development; positive regulation of receptor signaling pathway via JAK-STAT.